Molecule: messenger RNA, 823 nt
Organism: Galendromus occidentalis (western predatory mite)
Lineage: Eukaryota; Metazoa; Arthropoda; Arachnida; Mesostigmata; Phytoseiidae
Product: sulfotransferase 1C2A-like
Exons: 1
Coding region: 2-823 (273 amino acids)
Molecular function (GO): sulfotransferase activity
Source: RefSeq, a predicted model, not a curated record
UAUGAAGCAAGGUGUGAAACUGCCACGGAUCUUUCCUUCAGAACCGAAUCCCUACGAACAGCUCAAUUUUCGACCAGCGGACAACGAUGUAGUCCUCUGCAGUUAUCCUGCCUCUGGCGAAGACAUCGUUCUGAAGAUUCUCGAAAAGCUGCGUGAUCGCGACCGGAGGAUUUUUCGCACCGUCGGAGAUAGUCUCGGAAGUAUCGGCAGCGGUCUUCACGUGACACAUCUACCAUUCUGCCGGUCACGGUGGAACCCCAGAGCGCGUUACGUUCUUCUGUUGAGGAACCCGAAACAAGUGUGCGUGUCGUUUUACUACCUCUUCAAGAAGACCUUCCAACGUCUCUACGGCCGAGCCCCUGAAGAAAAUUGCAGCUUCAAUACAUUCUACCGCCUCUUCGUCAACGGGAAAGUUGCGUACGGUGACUAUUUUCGACACACACGAUCGUGGCUCGAACGAACGUGCAUCAAAUCGUGUCUGUGCGAAGAGCGGUCGAGCGUUCCCGACACAGAAAAUCUCAUUAUUCUGAUAUACGAAGAGAUGGAGAAUGAUCUUGAGCAUAAUCUGCACCGUCUGAUCGAAUUCAUCGACGUAGAUGUCGACGCUUCUCGAGUCUCCGAAGAGAUAAAGGAAACACUGUUGAGGAAGCAAUCGUUGGACUGCAGAGAUUUCAGCAGCUCAGAGGGUCGUCGGAAGAAAAUGGGACUUGCCGGAGGAUGGGAAAGCCACUUUUCCAAGGAGCACCGAACUAGCUUCGACGAAUGGGUUCGAUGGAACGGUAAUGCGUCUAUCUACAACAAGUUUUGGUUCGACGCUCUGUGA